Messenger RNA from Onychostruthus taczanowskii (white-rumped snowfinch), 1698 nucleotides. Its product is annotated as RAS protein activator like-3-like. The annotation marks the transcript as partial. NCBI's taxonomy places the organism in Eukaryota, Metazoa, Chordata, Aves, Passeriformes, Passeridae. The record is from RefSeq and is a predicted model, not a curated record. The transcript is spliced from 9 exons.
UUGAAGACCUACAAGUGGCGCACGGCGACCCCCGGAGGGGACCCCGAGAAGAUCGGGGGGUCCCCGGGGAGCCGGCGCUGGGCGCGGCUGCAGGGCUGGAAGCGCUCCUACAGCCACCCCGACACCGACGGCGACAGGGCUGGCGACAGAGGUGGCGACAGAGGUGGCGACAGAGGUGUCGCCAAGGCCAGCGCGCGGCGCUCGCUGUUCCAGAGGGCGUUCUCCGCCCCCUCCAAGGCACCCAAGGCGGGGGACGCGAGGGGACACGAGGGGACAAAGCCACCCCUGCAGCGGUACCUGCUGCGCUCCGUGGGCAGGAGGAGGGGACACGGCGACAGCGGAGCCAGGGCGGAGCAGGAGGGGACAGGUGAGGGGGGCACCUACAAGUGGCGCACGGCGACCCCCGGAGGGGACCCCGAGAAGAUCGGGGGGUCCCCGGGGAGCCGGCGCUGGGCGCGGCUGCAGGGCUGGAAGCGCUCCUACAGCCACCCCGACACCGACGGCGACAGGGCUGGCGACAGAGGUGGCGACAGAGGUGGCGACAGGGGUGGCGACAGAGGUGGCGACAGAGGUGGCGACAGAGGUGGCGACAGAGGUGGCGACAGAGGUGUCGCCAAGGCCAGCGCGCGGCGCUCGCUGUUCCAGAGGGCGUUCUCCGCCCCCUCCAAGCAGGGGACAGCGGGGGACGCGAGGGGACACGAGGGGACAAAGCCACCCCUGCAGCGGUACCUGCUGCGCUCCGUGGGCAGGAGGAGGGGACACGGCGACAGCGGAGCCAGGGCGGAGCAGGAGGGGACAGGGACCCCCUUGGGGACGUCCCCGCCACCGGUGGCCCCGGUGCCACCCGAUGCCACCGUGUGGGACGUGUCCCAGUUCUCGCUGGUGGACGGACACCUGGUGCCACUGGGCCGGGACGAGGAGGGCCCGUGGCGGAGCAGCGCCCGCGCUGGCAGUGCCACCUCCGAGGCCACCAACCUGUCCCCAGCGGGCAGGAGGGACCCGGACCCCGACUGGAGGAGCCCCCGCCAGGAGCCCCCCCCGAGCUGCCCCGGCGGCAACGUCAAGGUGAUCACCCCCGAGGGCAGCCGCUCCUUCGGCUGCGCCUCCCUGGCCGAGCGCGACCGCUGGAUCGAGGAGCUGCGCCGGACAGCGCAGCCCAACAAGGACAACUGCGAGCGCCUGGAGCUCUCCCUGACCCUUUGGGUCUACGAGGGUCGCGACCUCCCGGCGCGGCGCCGCCUGCGCUGCCACCUCCACCUGGAUGGCGCCGUCUUCGCCCGCACCACGGCCAAGCCGGCCGGCGCUGACGGCCAACUCUUCUGGGGCGAGCUCUUCCACUUGGCCGCGCUGCCGCCGGCGCGCGCCCUCACCGUCUCCCUGUGCCGUGACGACCACCCCGGCUGGCAGCCGGUGGCCGCCGUCACCAUCCCGCUGGCCGAGCUGGCGGCGGCGGGGCAGCCCCUGGAGCGUUGGUACCCCCUGAGCGGCGGCGGUGGCGGCGAGCGGGCGCCGGCGGUGCGGCUACGCGGGCGUUACCGCCAGGUGAGGGUGUUGCCCAUCGUGAGCUACAAGGAGUUGGCGGAGUUCAUCACCUUCCACUACCGGGAGCUGUGCGGCCGCCUGGAGCCGGCCAUCGCCGCGCGGCACAAGGAGGAGCUGGCCGGAGCUUUGGUGCGCGUCCUGCAGAGCACCGGCAAG